Messenger RNA from Lobosporangium transversale, 2349 nucleotides. RefSeq lists its product as hypothetical. The transcript has 9 exons. Lineage: Eukaryota; Fungi; Mortierellomycota; Mortierellomycetes; Mortierellales; Mortierellaceae. The record is from RefSeq and is a predicted model, not a curated record. Gene Ontology annotation, biological process: protein geranylgeranylation. Gene Ontology annotation, molecular function: Rab geranylgeranyltransferase activity; protein binding. Gene Ontology annotation, cellular component: Rab-protein geranylgeranyltransferase complex; cytoplasm. The coding region runs from base 212 to 2293 and encodes 693 amino acids.
CUUUUAACAACAGUAAUAAGAUCGACUUGAUAAAGAAUAGGCCAAUCACUGAACGGUGGUCCAAGCUCAAACCUCCCACUAGAUAACCUCUUUUUCUUCCAAGUUGAACAAACACCUUUCGCCAUUACCGUCCAUUUCUCGUCAAAGAAAAAGCUCAUUGCACCACACAGCUUCCCUUCUCUCUCUUUCACUCAUUUUUUCUUUUAAACACAUGGAGGGUCGACACGGUAAAAGGAAAGAGAAAGCAGGAUCGCCUGAGCUACUUAAGGCUAGACAAGAGGAGGAAACUGCUCUCUUGCGCGAUUAUUCCAAACUGAAGGAUUCACUCAAGCAAAUUACCGACUCCAAGAAGAAAGAUAGUGACGCGCUUAAAACAACAGCGUUGAUAAUUCAACUGAAUCCUGGGUACUACUCCGUCUGGAACUUGCGACGGACGAUCCUCCACGAGGGAUUCCUUCAAAAUACAAAUGAAGAAACCACUCAGGGCAUUUUUAACGAGGAGAUCAAGUUUGUAGAUGAGAUCCUCAAACAGAAUCCGAAAUCGUAUUGCGCCUGGAACCAUCGUCGAUGGUGUGUCGAGCAGAUGGGCCGAGGCUCUUCCUGGGAGGAUGAGUUGGCUAUGACCGAUAAAAUCUUGAAGGACGAUCCUCGCAACUACCAUGGAUGGGACUAUAGAAGACAUAUCAUUAGACAACUAGAUCUUCAAAACCAAUCCCCGACUGAGGAAGCCCUUCAGCGCCUUCAAUCCGAGCUGGAGUUUACGACAUUAAAGAUUAAAGAGGAUCCCUCCAACUACUCAGCAUGGCACAGCAGGAGCAAGUUAAUAAAUGAAUUGGCAGAAAACAUGGCAGAAAAAGACAAGAAGGCAAUGAUUGACAGCGAAUUCGAUCUGGUCAAAGAUGUAGUCUAUAAAAACCCAGAUAACCAAAGUGCCUGGUUAUACAAUCUUGGACUCAUUGGACGGGAGGAGCCAAGUAUUUCAAUUAUAGGUGCUAGUGUGAUCUCAUUCCACCCAUUGGAAGUGGUAGUUGCUUUUGACCAGAAUGUCAAGCUUCGCAACCCGUUCACGGUUUCAACCAUGUUGGAUCAUAAUGUUGUCCCAUUAGAAGGGGAGUGGAAAGCGACUGGCUCAGAUUCUUCACUUGGCUACAUUUGGAUUUUCCAGCAAGUGUCUGGCUCAGUCUAUGGCCCUACAGUGGAAAUUGUGAUCUUUGCGAACGAUGUCUAUGGCGUGAAAGCUGGCUCAAAGCUUGGAUCACCGGCCGUUUGCUUUGAAGUUGAGACAGGAGAACAAGAUUUUGGUGUCAUCUCAGGUCGACUGAAUCAGUUGGUCGUUGGCAAGAAUUUGAUGAUAGAUGUCACUAAGCGGCUUGGUCCUGUUUCUAAUCCAGAUGGGACGUUGGAGGCGAUCCGAGAGCCUGAGGUUAAGCAUGUUGUAACAUCCCUUACAACAUCCACUUCGCUCCAGGACAGGAGAGUGGUAUUGGAGCGUGAGAUCGCGGUUGCUCGCGAACUAAUGGGAGUAGAGCCUGACUGCAAAUGGCCAAUUCAAGUUUUGACAACACUACUAUUAGAACUGCGCAAGACCAUCAGUCUCCAUUCUGCAGAGGCCAGGAUAAUUGAUGAUGAAUGUAUUGGGCUACUGGAAAAACUCAUUACGCUUGAUCCUUUACGUCAAGAACGCUAUGAGGAUCGCCGAACACAACUCGUCUUUGAUCGCGAAACGCUCCAUUUACUCAAGGACGCGAAGCGGUCCCACGGGAUGGAGUUUGCAGAUGAACAGCCUCGAGAUCUGGAUUUAUCAAUGCGAGGCCUUACACACAUCCCAAUCUCAUCUUAUUUAAUGCACCUCCAUACCCUCGAUCUGGACUCGAAUGCAAUUACCUCGACUCGGUUCCUACGCAACUUGCUGAACGUGCGACGUGUAAACUUAGCCAACAACUUGAUUGAGCGAUUGGAAGGGUUACAGCAUGCUCCUAGCCUCGAGUUCCUGUCAUUAGAAAAUAAUUUGAUUGCGACAUGGGAGGAUGUGUUCUCUGGAUUUGUAUUCUGGCAUGAGGGCAAGUUGGGUCGUAUGGGUGCACAGGUCAAGGUCCUUUUGGGAUUAAACCCUGUGAUUGAAAAUGAGGGAGGCGAAUAUGUAUUGGAACAUCGAUGGGAGGAUGUGGGUGAAGUCGGCGUGGAUAUUCAGUGGAUCUCGGAAGAGGCGCGAUUGGCUGCAGAAACCCACGCUACAGUAGUGAGCGGCACUCGCCGCGUCAGUAUCAAUGUUAUCUUAGAUGGAACUCAUUGACUAUGAUAAAAAAAGGGAAAAAAAGUAUUUACAUUUAAAUAUAUUUACAUCUCCAC